This is a messenger RNA of Ectocarpus siliculosus, 1380 nucleotides long. NCBI's taxonomy places the organism in Eukaryota, Phaeophyceae, Ectocarpales, Ectocarpaceae. The record is from the annotation of a GenBank genome assembly.
AUGAGGGUGUGGUUGCUGCUGCAGCUGCGCCUGCUCCUGCUGUGCUACAACCAGCACGUGGCGGAGGGUUCAUCGAGGUCCGCCGAGAGCGCGUACGACUCCAACAAGGGCGUGUUCAGCCCCAAGGGCCGCCUCGUCCAGCUCGACUACGUGGAGGGCUUGGUGAAGCGGGGCAACCUCUGCAUUGGUGCCGAGUGCAAGGAUGGUGUGGUUCUGAUGACCAACAAGCUGGUGACGGCGGAUGCGGCAAAGCUGUUGGUGGACGGGGGCACACGGCGCGUGUUUCGAGUCGACUCCCACAUCGGGAUAUUACCGGCCGGGCUGCCUGCUGACGGGCGAGCUCUGGCGCACAAGGCCAUGGAGUACUGCAGGUCCCACCGCCGCGAGUACGGUGAGCCGAUCCCGGGACGGCUACUGGCGGAGCGCCUGGGGGAGUUCAUACACGCGGCGUGCGUCCGCUGGGGGUCGCGGGCUUACCCCAACGCGCUGUUCGUGGCCUGCUGGGGGGAGGGUGCGCCGGACACUCCCGCCUCUCUACGAUCAGAAGGAGGCCACCGUAGCGGUGGUAGUGAUGCCAACAUUGUUGUUACUGGUGGGAAGUCCGUGUCUAAGCCAGAGACGAAAGAAACUGCUGUAGUGGAGAAGGGCGGGGGGGGAGUUGAACCCGUGCUCCACGACGACCGGCAGCCAGUAGCGGAGGAGGGGAUGCAGGAGGAGGAGGAGGAGGAGGACGACGACGACAGCGACGAUGGGGAGGGACUGGUGAUGGAUCGGGACGCCGGCUUCCAGCUGUACGUGGUAGACCCGGGCGGAGCCGUGCGUAGGCACAGAGCGGCAUGCACGGGGAGGGGGAGCUCUCGGGCGCGGAAGUGGCUCCACCGCCGAGUUACCGGCGCAGCGGCGCCGGCGCCGGCGCCGGGGAAAGAAGCCGUCAGCGGCGGCGCUAGCGGCGUCGGCCCCUCUGCGAGUGCCGAGCGGGAGAAGAACGGCGGGUGGUCGCCGGAAGCAGGAGGUCGGGAUGAUGCAGCAGAGGAAGACGGAGACGACCGCAGCACUGAAGAGAGUGGGGGAGGUGGUAAUGGUAGUGGGGAAGAUAGCGAUUGGCGCGGCACACAGGGCGCCCCCGGGGGGGGGGUCCGGCAGCGAGGGCGACGGCGACAACAACCACCGUUUUCGCAGAUGACCUGCGCGGAAGCCGCGCGCGCUAUGGUCAGAGAAGCUAGACGGGUCAGGGCCGGCGAGCCCGGGAAAGCGGGAGGAGGGGGGUCAGAAGCCGUAGCGGGCUUGCCGGAGGUUGCUUGGUUGUCGAUCGACAAAGGCGGAGAGCCGGUCUUCGUACACCACCGUUCGACCGAACGUUUGUUCGAAAGUGGGGAAUGA